UUGCAGGAAUGUCAGACAGUGCAGUAGUGGGCACACAACCACCACAAGGUCCACAACUCCCUCCCUCAAACGUCUUCCUCUCUCCGCCUCUUUAUAUUUAUUUAUUCAUUUAUCGUUCGUCCCUAGUAUUACCUACAUCUCCGGAAUUCUAUAUCUUGAUGACAAAUAUCUGUUGUGAUCUUGAGGUGGAUGUCAAUGGUGAAGGUGGUUUCAUGGUGGAUAAGAAACUUAUAUGUUACUACUCAGGUAGAUUAAGCCGAUUAUUUGGCAAAUCUGUAUCUACAAAGAGCACAUUUAAAGUGAUAUUUCAUGAUUUUCCUGGAGGAGCAGAAAUAUUUGAGCUCGUUGCAAGGUUUUGCUACAACAAUGGAAGCAUUGAAAUAAGUCCGGGGCAUUUGAGCUUCCUCCAUUCUGCAGCUUAUUAUAUGGAAAUGACCAAAUCUCUGUCUGGGACUGAGAAUCUUAUAGAGCAGAUUGAAAAAUCACUUGAAGAGAUGACCCAUUGGACUUGGUCUGAUCUUUUGUUGGUUUUAAAGCAAAACCAAGAUUUGUCUACAGAUAUCAAGACUUCUGGUGUAGUUAAGAAAUGCUUAGAUAAUCUUGUACGGAGGUUGGCAUUGGCUGCCGAAACCAGUCCCUGUGAAUCUACUUCUUCCCCUGAGAGCUUUGGCUUUCGUGUUUCAUGUGAUUCACGGAGUACCGAGAGCUUGAAAACAAGCUGCUCUCGAGCAAUUUGGUGGUUUGAAGAUCUAUUGGUUCUAAAUGAGAACUUGCUUGAAAUGGCAGUCAAUUUAAUGGUUUGUCGGAAAUUGGAUCAUGGGACCAUAAGUAGGUUCCUCUUUCAUUACCAGAAAUCAAAAUUUAUUGGUGCUGAAUUAGAUAAGAAGUGCAGAAUAAUCGAGAUGGUUAUCAACAAUUUAUGUUCUCUCGAUCAUUUUUCUGUCUCUUACAAGAACUUAAUGGGGAUUUUAAGAAUCUCGCUCAACUUGAACAUAAACAAAUACAUCAGGAGUAGAUUAGAAUGCAUGAUUGGUUUGAGAAUGGAUGAAGCGACAUUGGAUAAUCUCCUCGUUCCAUCUCCACUAGGAGUGAACUAUUUAUAUGAUGUAAACCUUGUUUUGAGGUUCCUGAAAUCAUUUCUUGGUAAAGUUACAAAUGACCGAAUUAUCAGAGUAGCCCACUUACUGGACUUGUAUUUGGCAGAAGUAGCUCCAGAUCCAUCUUUAAAACCUUCCAUGUUUAUUGCACUUGCAACGGCAUUGCCCGACUCAUCUCGAGACUCUUAUGUUGAUAUGUACCAUGCCAUGGAUAUGUACUUGGAGGUCCAUACUGAUUUAUCUGAAGAAGAAACGUUUAAGAUUUGUUCUGCAUUGAAUUACGAGAAGCUCUCACCAGAGGCCUGUGUUCACCUCUCAAAAAACACCAAGUUUCCAUCAAGAUCCACCGUGCAAGCUCUUCUCUGUCAGCAAACAAAGCUUAAAAGCUUGCUCUACGAUGGAAAUCACCCGAAAUCACUUUUAUCAUUCCCUUGUAGUUCCAGAAGAAGUGCAGCCGAAAGUCGAAAUGAUGAAUCAAGUGAGCAGAUUGUGCUUUAUGCUGGAAAACUCGAUGUUAUGACCGAGAACGAGAAUAUUAGAGCACAUUUACAAGGAAUGCAAUGCAGAGUGACCGAAUUGGAGAAAGUGUGUGAAAAAAUGCAAACUCAGGUGGCCAAAAUGAUGAAAUCAAAAUCAUCCAACAAUAUUAACGCCAAAUCAUUGCCUAGACUCUGCUCAUAAUAUCACAGAGAAGUACAGAUAAUAUUGUAUUAAAGUUUUAGCACAACCACCAAAAUUUCAUGUACAGCGUAACAGAUCAAAUUUCAGUCUUUGAAUUUUUUUUCCUCGCCACAGAAAUCUUCGUGAUACAUAUCUAGGACAUUCUAAUACUUCAUUUGUAUUUUUUUUGAAGAAGAAAUUUUUAUUAAUUGAAGGCCAAA
Messenger RNA from Beta vulgaris subsp. vulgaris (sugar beet), 1978 nucleotides. Its product is annotated as BTB/POZ domain-containing protein At3g22104. The record is from RefSeq and is a predicted model, not a curated record. The transcript is spliced from 4 exons. The coding region runs from base 9 to 1778 and encodes 589 amino acids. Gene Ontology annotation, molecular function: protein binding. NCBI's taxonomy places the organism in Eukaryota, Viridiplantae, Streptophyta, Magnoliopsida, Caryophyllales, Amaranthaceae.